Molecule: messenger RNA, 4893 nt
Organism: Corythoichthys intestinalis (scribbled pipefish)
Lineage: Eukaryota; Metazoa; Chordata; Actinopteri; Syngnathiformes; Syngnathidae
Gene: hps3
Product: HPS3 biogenesis of lysosomal organelles complex 2 subunit 1
Exons: 25
Coding region: 226-3423 (1065 amino acids)
Biological process (GO): organelle organization
Cellular component (GO): cytoplasm
Source: RefSeq, a predicted model, not a curated record
GGGGGCGUGGCCACCGAUGUUGUGGUUGACAACUUCCUGCUUUGCGGCGUGAAAGUGUUCAACGGCAGCUUUCGAUCAUGAAGAGAGGAUAAACACGGCUUUUCGCAAGUAAACAGAGGGUACUAGGUCAUCUGCUGAUGACAAGUUCAACACAGACAUCAAAGGUAUAUAAACAUUUCCACGCCUACUUGCUUAAUUGAAUCAAGUCUCAUAAGUGGAUGAAGCAUGGUGCACGUAUACAACUGCCAUCCAUAUGCCUCACAGCAGAUAGUACAGGUGGAACAGGAGCCCGGGUUGGUCUGCUGUGGAGGUGGUGCCUUGUUUGUGGUCACCAUUGGAGGAUGCAAGGUGGAAGCAUACAAUCUGGAUCAGGAAGGCUGCCCACUUAUCUGCCGCUUUGCGACCAUGGGCAAUGUGAGGAGCAUCCUGCACAGCAACAUUGGAGACUAUCUGGUCACAAUUGAAGAAAAGAACAGCGCCACCUACCUGAGAGCCUACACCAACUGGCGUUACCAGGCUGAGGAAAAGGCUCGUGUUGGAGUACGCUUGUUGGGUCACCUACUUCGAGGAGCAUCUCAACGGGGUGGAGUACAAAUGGAGAUCAUUGAGAUUCCCCUGUCAGAGCGUCCUGUUGCUGUUGCGUGUUGUCCAGUUACAGGGGACCUCCUGGUUGGCUGUGACAAAACCUUGGUUCUGUUUACUUUGAGAAGACAGAACCAUCCAAACAUGAGCCAACAUAACAUACAAGCACCUUCAAACACUCAGCAGAGUUCCAGUCAGAAUCCAGAUCAGACCUCAAACCACAACUUUCUUGACUUUGAACGCUCUGUCAUCCUGCAUCUUCCUGCAACUAAACCUGUACAGGUGGCACUCUGUGCAGGAUAUGUUGCUGUGCAAACAGACCUGGAGGUGCUGGUCCUUAAACUGGAAGCUAAUUAUAAGCAAAAUGAACUGGAGCUGGAAGAGUCAUCGGAGGAACCAAAAGAUGAUGUUACUGAAGACCAGGCUGAUUUCCUAAUUCUUCCAAGACACCAGGAAUUGCUCGGAGAGCGAGCUAAAGACUGUGACAUACCUGUCAGCAUCGAGAAAGCGGGGCUUGAGGAGAGAGGGCAAAAUACUUUCUCCUAUGUUUUGUUCAGGCGUUUUACUCCAGAUUACUUACAGGGUUGCAGUGUGGAGGAGACGCACCUUCACUCCCUCAAACUCCAACCAUUAUUUACAAGCUGCCAGUCACCGGUCGAAGAACCAACUUGUGUGUUCUGCUUCUUUUCUCUUCCCACCACUGGCUACCUGUACAGCCUCAAAGGCGGAGUUGAGCUUAUCUCAAUUUAUCAAUAUCCAGAGAAGGUCUUGGAAGCGGUGCUGACAGACCACUUGCUACAUGUCAUUACACAGAAUGCUCUGCAAUGCUUCACGGUUCGUUGUGCAGCGGUUGCAGCCAGGUUUGAGGACCCCUACAUCGAUACCACAAUGAGGGCUUGUCCGCCCAGCAGCCUUGAGGUGUGUGCCCUUAGGAUGCAGUUGUUUAUUGGCCUUCGCUCAUUGUGCGUGUGCGGCUGUCACGUCAUUCUGUUGUCUACCGCUGACACUGAGACCCCUGAGGAGACUGAACGCAACGCACAACGCCGAGGCCUCAUGUUGAAAGAACACACCGUGCUGACUGGUAUUUUCCUUGCGGUGGGAAUUGAUCCCACCACCACACCAGCUCUGGAGAGCCUUCUAUCACGUCCCUUACUAAGCAGGAAGUGGACAAUGUCUUCUCCCAAGGAGACCAGCGCUGUGGGACAUGGAUGGAACCUCUACGUGGUUGAUACUGUUCCUUUGCUAACGCUCUACCAAGAGAUGGUUGAAUACAGCCAACAGUAUGCACAAAACAACCAGCAGGCCCAGAGUCUUUGGCACCUCCUCAGUGAGGCUCACCUCCUCCUCCGCGCAGCCUUGCUACGUCCUUCACAAGUGCAGCACUGCCGGAGCAAUGGCGGCGCCGCAGACGUUCGUUCUGAGGGACAGGUCGCUAUUCAGACAGACAGACUAAAGAUGGAGGAAGCAUUCCGGGAAAAUUGUGCUCAACUGGGGGACUGUUUCAGCAAGGGGAACCAGAGACAUUGUCAUCAGGCUUUGCCUUACUACAGAAUGUCUGGCCUGGCAGUCACUGAAGUCAUGGCCAGGAAUCGCCCCCUUUCAAGAACCUCACACACUUAUGGCCCUGGCUUUUUGUUUUACCUGAAGCAUUACCUUCUAGAAGAGACUGAUCAGCAUCUCAGUCAGGAAGCAGCGGAUGAGGUCAUAGACAUUUUAAGCCAAUCGGAGCCCUCCCAACUUAUCAGCGUGUGUGCCAGCCCAACCAUGAAAAAUGUCAAUCCUACCCGGACACUCAGAAUCUUGCAACAUCUGGAGGACAGUGCCGGUGUGUCUGUUGCAAUGACAAUCACCAUGGCAACCCUGCUGCUGCGCUUGGAUGAUCUGCCACAGUACACACAGCUGAUGGAAAGACAUGCUGAGAUGGUAUUCGUUUAUGGCUUCAUUGAGGAGCCAAGGCUCUUGCUGCAUGGUGGAGGUGGAGGCCAGCACACAAACAUCUGUCCCACAGCAUUAACCCGACAAAUGGCCAAGUCCCAGCCUGGCCUUUUGGUGGCUGCCAUGGUUGGUCUCCAUGAGAACAACAAAGUUCAGCUUGAGCAAGUAGACCACAUGUUUCAGGUGCUGGGUUGUGAAAACAGUUUACAAGUAGAUUUCUGGGAAGCAAUGCUAAUGGCCUCAUCGCAGGAAGCGGUCAUUCAAGAGCUUCUUUUCAGAUUGUCUUCUGUCUAUAUUGACCGUCUAAUGCACACCAGCACAGACAAACAUGUGCCUGCACCUCCAGCACGCAAGUCACUAAAGAGUGCUGACGAUCUGAUCAAUUCCUGCUCCCAUUAUGGUGCUCUAUAUCCGUGGCUGACUGUUCUCUGCCCGCCUUACAGUACCGGCUUCCAACACCAGGAGGCUUUACACAAAAUGCAGUCUCUCCUUUGUGGACCAUCCCUUUCUGUGGGUUCAGUCACGCCAUUGUUGGAAAGUUUGUCAGACAAAACAUUAUGGGGCUUCAGCCUGCACCUUCUCUGUGCUACCAGAAAGGGCCAGUACGAUACCAGCAUUGAAGAGCUUCUGGACCAAUGCCCGCAGGCUAUUAUAGCCUAUGCCAAUCAUCACUUGCAAGAUGAAUACAUGGAUUUGUGGUGGCAGAAGCUGCUCCCAGAACUCUGCAAUCGCACAAGAUCUGCAUCAGACAAUAGCAUUCUUUUGGCUGCUCUCAAAGAGACUCUGGUCGUUGUUGCCAUGGAGACAAGUCCUACACAAUUCCUCGAGCUGAUACCCGAUGAUGGCACAGCUUCUUACUUCUUACCUCACUUGCUGACCUGCAGCCAGAAACACUUACUGGCUUAAAAGGCGCGCAGAGUGUUUUACUUUAUGCAACUAUAUUAACAUACAACAUUGAGCGACUAAAUAUUUAUUUUAGGAGACUAAUGUAGGACAACUCUGCAGGUAAAAACUAGGGCUGUCAAACGAUUAAAAAUUUUAAUUGAGUUAAUCACAGCUUAAAAAUUAAUUAAUGGUAAUUAAUCGCAAUUCAAACCAUCUAUAAAAUAUGCCAUAUUUUUCUGUAAAUCAUUGUUGGAAUGGAAAGGUAAGACACAAGACGGGUAUAUACAUUCAAUAUACUGUACAUAAGUACUGUAUUUGUUUAUCAUAACAAUAAGUCAAAAAGAUGGCAUUAACAUUAUUAACAUUCUGUUAAAGCGAUCCCUGGAUAGAAAGACUUGUACUUCUUAAAAGAUAAAUGUUAGUACAAGUUAAAGAAAUUUUAUAUUAAAACCCCUCUUAAUGUUUUCGUUUUAAUAAAAGUUGUAAAAUUUUCAAUUAAAAAAAUAAACUAGUAGCUCGCCAUUGUUGACGUCGCUGAGCGGUAGCGUCACAUGGGCUCCCUGCCGUUCUUCCACAGUGUCUUUAACUACAUAAGGUAGUGAUUGAAAUAUACCACAAGGUGUCAAUGGCGAGUUUUAAAUUACUUGGAAAUCAAGCCAAUGAGUGUGUUUUGUCCCUCGACCGACGCUGUAGUUCCCUGUUUACUUGUCCACCCAUUGUACAUCAUUUGAGUGCUGGCUUCACAACGUACGAGACCUCUGAUCGUUUGUAUAUUGUGACUGAAUAUUGCCAUCCAGUGAAUUUGUCGAGCUAAACAACAGCUAAACGAAAUGUUUGAAUAGUUUUUCCAAAGUCUGAGCAUCAUUAAUACAGAUAGAAGCACUUUUCUUUUUGUGAACAUUAUUUUUUUGAGAGAUAGAAAUACUAUUUUUGCUCUGUAUUCUGUCCUCAAUGUGUGUGAGUACACAAAUUGACAGAUAGCGAACAGCAGAAGCUCUAAAGAGGAAUCAGACGUUGAGGCAAAGUUGAAUGGGCUUUACUGUAGUCAUCAAUUCUCUUGACAGGGGAACGUUUCUGAUUAUUGUAAAACUGAAAAUAAUAAACAUUGUGCCAAUAACUUGCACAAGUCACAAAAUAACACAAAAUAUACACACACGUUUCCAUUUUAGCAGUAGCACUAGCCAAUUAGCUCACAAGCAACAAAUAAUGUAACUACAUUGUACCAUAUAUGUAAACAAAAUGAAAUGUACAUCACCAAUAAUUACACAAUGCUCAUGAAUAUAUACAAAGAAAGAAUAGAACUCACAAGUGAUGCAUGUAUAAGAGACAGUGUGAUGAGACAGCGAGAACUGCCACUGAAUACUGGAUGCAGACGUUAGCUGGUCUGUAUAUCACUGUAUUGGUAUGAGUUCGCGUCGACAUACAGUGCCUUGCAAAAGUAUUCGGCCCCCUUGAACCUUGCAACCUUUCGCCACAUUUCAGGCUUCAAAC